AUGACUUACGCCGAAUCUGAGAAAGGCAAAAACUACAAAACCCUAGGAUUUAGGAGGUUUGUCCCUCCGCCGCCGCCAGCCACGUCUUCCUCGGGAUCUCCUCCCGAUCCAGCCGCCUCCUACCUCGAAUUCCCAUGCCAACCAACCUCAGCCGCCAGCCUCCCACCUGCACUCGCGCCCAAGACCCUAUCGGUGCAUCCCUGUCGUCCCAAAUCAGCAGCAGUUGCCAAGGAGUUGCUCGACCCCGAGCUCGCCGGACCGGCCGUCGGUGGCAACAACAAGCAGCUGCAGGAGACAGCCAUGGCUGGCCAGGAGCUCAAUCCCCGCCAUGGCCUCACCCGAUCUGCUCCAAGCCCAGCCGCCCGUGAUGAGCUUAGCGUGUGCCCGGAUCUACCUCCCCAAGCUUGUUUCAGGCACUGUCGACCAUUGUCAUCGUCCUGCACCUCGCCUGUGCACCGGCGUCCUGUUGUUUCCGCGCUAUAAGCAGCCCGUCAUGCCUGAAAUUCAGACUUUUCCUAGAUUCGUUCUCGCAAGUGUAGGUUGUUUAGAAUUGGUACUAGUUUCAUGUACAAGCAUACAUCUAGUUGAGUUGGUUAGUGCAGCAGUCGUGCUUUGCGUAGGCCGCGGGAUCAAAUCCCCACCGCUACACUUCUUCUUCUGCAUUUUGUGAUGUUUUCAAAGUAUUAGGUCUAUCUGUGUUUCAUGUUUGACAACGACCCUGUUUGUUCACACACCAGAAGCUAGCCGCGAGCUGGUUUGCGCUCUAUAUUCAGUCUAGGAGGUCAUGUGUUUGAUA
Messenger RNA from Hordeum vulgare subsp. vulgare (domesticated barley), 796 nucleotides. RefSeq lists its product as uncharacterized. NCBI's taxonomy places the organism in Eukaryota, Viridiplantae, Streptophyta, Magnoliopsida, Poales, Poaceae. The coding region runs from base 1 to 483 and encodes 160 amino acids. The transcript has 3 exons. The record is from RefSeq and is a predicted model, not a curated record.